Zingiber officinale is the source of this 1839-nucleotide messenger RNA. RefSeq names its product YTH domain-containing protein ECT1-like. Lineage: Eukaryota; Viridiplantae; Streptophyta; Magnoliopsida; Zingiberales; Zingiberaceae. The transcript is spliced from 5 exons. The coding region runs from base 1391 to 1795 and encodes 134 amino acids. The record is from RefSeq and is a predicted model, not a curated record. Gene Ontology annotation, biological process: mRNA destabilization. Gene Ontology annotation, molecular function: mRNA binding. Gene Ontology annotation, cellular component: cytoplasm.
UUGCAUUGGCAAAAGACCGUAUCCUUCCUUCCUUCUCUCUGUCGCUUCUCACGGUCACCCCAAAGUCCAAACGUUUAGUUUGUUUGGAAGGGUUUAAGUCGCAAGAUACAGCUAGAAUGGUUUUUUUUGCUUCAUUCUGUUCUAUAUUUCAUGUUUUGCUUCAUACUGUUCUAUAUUUAGUGUUUCUUUUAUCCCUGGUUGAAGUUCUAGAGCAAGCUGAUUUCAGAAAGAGUUUAUUUGUGUAUCAAAUAUUUGUCUAGUGUUUGUUAACGGGGUUACUAUACUCACUGUAGUCUUUUUACUUUAGCUCUCAUCUUAAUAAGAUUGUUUUGUUUGGUUGGUUUUGUCCUUAACAUUACGUUGCAGAAGCUUCAAAUUUACCGUAGAAGCUAUCUUUGGAUUCUCCACCGAAGUCUAAAGAUGAUGUUGAAGCCAAUAAGCAGGCGAUAUCAAUGGAAAUGGGCUAAGAACCACGAGAUCUAGCCACCAAAAUUUACAAAAUGUCUCACAAGGGAAUGGAGGUUAUCAGGACUCUGGGUAUAAUUCUGACAAAAUUUGGUCAACUAAAUUAUGGUAUGAUGCUACAUACUUCAACGGGCAGCAUAGUCCAGCAAAGUUUAGAUCUUCCUCUUACAGUUCAUGGUGUAAUGCUAACAACUCAUCUGUAAGAAUCCAGGGACAACAACUUAUUCAUAUCAUCGUAUAUAGCUUAAACGGUAAUCGUUGUUUAUGUAAUUUCAAAAUCUGCCUGCUUUACAUGCAACCGUUUGCUGGUCAUAUAUUGGAUGACUUUCAUAAUCAUCAUGUGCUUCCUUUUUAGAGUAUUUACAUUUAUGCUAUAUUUCUUUGUUAGCUAAGGUUAACAAUUAUAUUACAAAUGCUUGUAUUGUAUUUACUGUUUAUUCAUAUAUUUCCCAAGGAAUGAAUGCCCCAUGGCCAACAUCUAGAAUGCGUCCAAUUAUACCUUUGGUUACUAGCAGAACGUGUGGAUUUGGAUAUGGACAUUCAAGUAUGUUUAUGGAUGGAAUUAUCACCCUUGAGGUCAUAGUAAUGAUCAUGAAUUCAACGAGUUAAACAGAGGACCAAGGGCAGUCCGCUCGAAGAAUCAGAAGGUUGCUGGGCUUAAUCCAGUGAUUUCUAGUGAGAGUCAGAAGCUAUCUUCAUUUGGGAAUGAGAACUCCGGAGUGCCUCUAGAUAGGGAACAGUACAACCGGCUAGACUUCCCUGAUAAAUACUCUAAUGCAAAGUUUUUUUAUCAUAAAAUCAUACAGUGAGGAUGAUACUUCACGAAAGUAUGAAGUACAGUCCAGCACCCUAAUGGGAAUAAGAAGCUGGAUGCCGGAUAUCUGGAAGCUCAGGAAAAAACCAGGGGAUGCCCUAUCUUUUUUAGAUGGUUGGUCGUGUAAAUUUCAACAAGACUGCGGACUUUUGGCAGCAAAAUAAGUGGAUUGGCUGCUUCCCAGUCAAGUGGCAUAUUAUUAAGGAUGCCCCAAAUAGCAUUCUGAAGUAUAUCACGCUAGAGAACAACGAGAACAAACCUGUUACCAACAGUCGAGACACUCAGGAGGUGGAGUUAGAGAAGGGCCUCCAGAUGCUCAAGAUUUUCAAGGAGCAUAUAAACAACACAUCUGUUCUUGAUAAUUUUGCCUUUUAUGAACAUCGCCAGCGGUCUAUGCAAGAAAAAAGGGCAAAGCAGCAAGAGAAGCAGGACUGGGAUGGAAUGAUCUCACCUGAUGCUGGUGAUUCAAUGAAAACCACCAAAGGUGCAGCAAAUGGUGAUGCCAAUGGCGUCUGAGUUGUUACCCCCUUUUUAGCCACCGCUGCAAGGCUUGAUUGUCG